ACACUGACUCACCAUCAACAAAAUGCCAUUCAAGUUCAUACCGGAGAGAACGCUGAUAACUAUAGACAAGGUAGGCUUCACAUUUGGGAGAAUGUAAGUAAGUCUGAAUCACUGUUCCGUCCAACAGCCAACUGAGUGACAAUCAGUUUGGAAGUGAAAUGGGACCACACAAAAACAAAACAGUAGUUUCUUCAUUUUACUUAGGGGACUUGCUAAGUAAGGAGAAGCAUAUGUCUGUAAAUCAAUAGGUGAAAAAAAUAACUCCAAAAUGGCUUGACACAAACCUGAAUUUCUAGGAGGUAAUGGACCAUUCUCCAGUGAUACCCUGCAAUGUCUUUUUGCACGUCAUGCUUUUAACUGUACAACCAAGGAAAAUUUCAGCUUGUGCAGAAUGUGGCCAACCAUUUUCUGAUGGGACCAAAGCCCCUGGUUGCUUCUUACAAGUCUCCUCCUCACCCUUUUGCCCGGGUAGGCAAAUAUAUUUUGAAAUCUGUUUCUGGAUGCAGAUUGCCUCUACUGAGUUGUGGCUUAAAUUGGAGAAAGAUGUGGAAAAUCUUGCCGCAGCCACUGAAAGUAGAUGUACCAUCAACCGCACUUUCUACACAACCCUGUAUGUUGCUAAAUUCAGCCUUAAGUGAGACAUUAAACUUGUUGGCAAAUGAAACUGCAUCCUAAUGGGCUCUCUGAAACACAAUGCAUCAGUAACAUGGUUUUGUUGAGCAAUGAAGAGAGACUUAAUUUAAUGUUAUAAAAUUAAGGCGGGAGUUCAGUACAGACUCCCCAUUGACUCUGGUAUUGUUUGCUUGGCUUUUCCUACAGCAUCUUUCUUGGGUCAUGAACAAUCUACAGCUAUCUACUCUGCAAGCACUUUUCUGAAAGGGCACCCUCGCACUGUGACCGCAAUGAUGUGAUAGUUUGGUCAGUUAGGCAGUACUUCAUUGCAACACUUACAGUCAAAAACAACGCUAACCACAUGAUUUCACAUAAUGUGUGGCAGACAUUACCUUUGUGAAAGUAACGUAGAUGGGGUGGUCUUCUGUUUCUUACAGCUCUAUAAAUCUAUGUCAUUCUCCCUCCUGAACAGUUCAGUAACUAUUUUGCAGCAUGAGUGCUCAAAGCAUCUAGCACAAGUUUGUAUCAAGUGCCUAAUGGUGCAUUAUUCUGCUUGUUUUCCUCAUUUUCCUUCCUACUUAGCGUUUUGUGGUUUAUGAAUGACUUUACAACAGCUCUUUGAUGUUUUUUUUCCAAAUUCAUGAGGUUAUUUUUGUCAAUGUUAGUCUUGUUUCUGUGGCUGCUGCUAUCAUAUGCCAGGUGCAGUAAAAACACUGGAAGGUUAUUUGCACAAAUACCAGUGCAAGGAAGAGGUCUUUCAUGACAAUAGGGUUGUGCCAAGAAUGGAGAAGAAAUUUAUUUCAGUUCACAUUUAAAGGUGAACCUUCCUAAUUCAUACUUUCUGAAAUGAUAUGUGAACUAAAACAUAGUGAUUCUUCGUGGUUUGCACUUUUUUCAAAUUUUUCAAUGCAGUUCUUCAGGCAACUAAUGUAUACAGAAUUUUACUAAGGCAACAUGAAUGUGUGAGUUAGAGAACAACAUGCAAAAUAUGGAAACUUGGUUUGGAAACAUGUAUAUUAGGCAAAAUUGGAUAGAAAAAUGUGUAUAGUAGAAGAAAUUCAUACUAAAUGCUGAUUAAUUUUCAUGAGGGCUUUUUUCCUAAAUGCAAAAUGAUGUGGAAAUGUAGAUAACUGAACUUAAGACAGGAAAAAUGAGAACCAGUAAGAGGUUGAAACUGAGAGAUUCAUCCAUCCCUAACUGUGCCCAUUGUUAUUUAGCAUGCAGAAAAGAAAUAGUCACCCCAAACAACUGCCAACUCUCUUCCUCAUGCAAAACAUGGAUAAAUGCCUCAUUUGCCUUCUUUUUGAAGGCCUAUGCAGUUCUAUUGCUAUCAAAGAAAGGACAAAAUGCAUGUGGUUUUGUAGAAUUUACUGUGGUGUUUUUCCUCAGUUGGAGAUUUCACUUCAGUGUUAGCUCCUUCUCCUGUUUCUACCCAAGUUUAGCAACUUAACACCUUCAUUGGCAGUUCAUUAACAAAGCUGUAUAAUAUCAAUACAAAAGAGCUGUGGGAAAUUUCACAAUGUUUUAAAAAGAAAAAUACCAUGUGUGGAAUUCCUACAUAACAUUGCAAUCUCAAUUUCCAUAACAUAAAAAUUACUCUCCCCCUCACCUCACUUUUUGUUGCAGAAACACUUUCCAGUUCUUUUUUCCAUACUGACCCAACUGGAUCAAAUAAGCCGGUUAUCUCUCUUUGUGUUAAGCAGAGCUAUCUGCAAUCUGAUGAGGCCAAUGAACAAGCUCCAUAUGCCCACAACUGUGUAGGAACAACUGGUGCCACUUUACUGAUGCUCUGUGUGUCAAUCAUGGCAGAAAGGACAGUACUGGAGUUUGCUGAGAGGCAAUCCAGAUUGCUAAUCCUUAAACUACUAGCUAAAUCCUGCCUCCAUGACUGAAAUCUAUAGGCCCACCUAAGCAAUUCUAAGUCUAGGAAAGUAAAUGCAGGAGUAGAAGAUGAUUCAAAGUCUUUAUGAAAAUAAAGGCUGCCAGAGGGACAUAGUUUAUCAGCCAAUGCCAUCUAUAAAUUGAUCUGCAUCCUCAAAUAAUUAGAAUAUAAAAGGCUGAACCUUUGAUGUUUCGCCUUUCUCUGAAAAUAAGCUGAAAUAUUUACCAGACCAAACUUCCUUAGUGCUUUAUAAUAGUAGAUGUUCAGAUAGUUCCCAAGCAUAGUCACUGGUUUGGACUCUGGGGAAUUUUUGUUGAUAUGAUUUUAUGAUGUUGAACCAGUUGAAUCACUCAUUUCUAAAUAGAAAAACCAAGUCCAUAAACUUUAGAUCCCCAGAAAUAAGCAUAAGGUUUUCCUGGGAAUUUACUAUGUGUAAUAAGUUUAUACUUGUCAUUCAUUUAUUACAUUCUGUAUAAGUAAAUUGUUGCCUUAGUCUGCCCUUUUCAGUGGGUUAAUCUGUUCUUGUAUAAUUUGAUUAUUUGCUCAAAAUAGCCAUGGAAAGAGCUUAAAGACUAGAAUCUCUAUUUCAUAAAACUUAAUUAUCCAAAAUUCUUUCCUGGGAACAAUGUGUCUUAUCCACAUAUACCCCUUUUACAGAAUGACCACUGCUGAAAGUUACUGAAAUUGAAAGGCAAAUGAGAUGGUACAUUAAUUUUAAUGUCUGCUACUUUCAACAAUGAGGAUAAAGACUUUUUUUUUUACUGUUCAGUGUUUUCAGUGUUCAUAGUCUUGCCUGUAUCUGCCUGCUAGAUUUCUACUUCCAUGUUAGUCAUAUAGGCUUCAUUCACAUGGCCAUUUAUUUUGUUUCCCCAACAUAGGUAAAGGGUAAAGGGACCCCUGACCAUUAGGUCCAGUCGUGGCCGACUCUGGGGUUGCGGCACUCAUCUCGCUUUACUGGCCGAGGGAGCCAGCAUAUAGCUUUCUGGUCAUGUGGCCAGCAUGACUAAGCCACUUCUGGCGAACCAGAGCAGCGCACCAAAAUGCCAUUUACCUUCCCGCCAGAGCGGUACCUAUUGUCUACUUGCACUUUGACGUGAUUUUGAACUGCUAGGUUGACAGGAGCAGGGACAGAGCAACGGGAGCUCACCCCGUCGUGGGGAUUCGAACCGCCGACCUUCUGAUCGGCAAGUCCUAGGCUCUGUGGUUUAACCCACAGUGCCACCAACAUACCCCUCUGUUAAUUUCCACAUUACAUGUAAGCAUUCACACAAUGUAAAAGCCACUUCCAAAAAUCUAGUGGGAUCUAGUGGAUGUUUAGUGCACAUUUCUGUGUUAAUUGCUUCCAUUGUUUAUUGUUGUGUCACACCGUGGCCACUGAUGUCAGUAAAAUUUAGUGCUAAGUGACUGGUUGUUGUUUUUUAAUCGUUUAGUCAUGUCCAAUUCUUCGUGACCCCAUGAACCAGAGCAUGCCAGGCACUUCUGUCUUCCACUGCCUCCCGCAGUUUGGUCAACAUGCUGGUAGCUUCGAGAACACUGUCCAACCAUCUCAUCCUCUGUCGUCCCCUUCUCCUUGUGCCUUCCAUCUUUCCCAGCAUCAAUCUUUCCCAACAUCAGGGUCUUUUCCAGAGAGUCUUCUCAUCUCAUGAGGUGGCCACAGUACUGGAGUCUCAGCUUCAGGAUCUGUCCUUCCAGUGAGCACUCAGGGCUGAUUUCCUUAAGAAUGGAGAGGUUUGAUCUUCUUGCAGUCCAUGGGACUCUCAAGAGUCUCCUCCAGCACCAUAAUUCAAAAGCACCAAUUCUUCGGCAAUCAGCCUUCUUUAUGGUCCAGCUCUCACUUCCAUGCAUCACUAGUGGGAAAACUAUAGCGUUAACUAUACGGACCUUUGUCGGCAAGGUGAUGUCUCUGCUUUUUAAGAUGCUGUCUAGGUUUGUCAUUGCUUUUCUCCCAAGUAGCAAAAGUGACGGUAUAUUGGUAUAAAAGCCACAGCUCCAUAAUGCAACAUGCACCGCAGCAUGAAAUGAGUGUUAGAAACCAGGAUAGAAGCACUAACAUUAUAAUAAAGAAAACUAAUGCAAUAUUCCCUGUGUCUGAAUGCACCCAUAUCUGGCAUCUUUUAAAUGAUAAAUGUCCAUGCAAUACUCUCUGGAAUUCCCUGCCUAUUCAUACUAGUCAAAUGUCUUUGCUGUGCCGUUUUUAAUGUCCCAUCCAUAGGCUAAUUCAGCCUUUUCUGUUAAAUCUCCAGCUUAGACAAAACAUCCAAAGGCAAUUUAUUCUACUACCUAAAUAGCCUUAAAAUGGGGAAGGUUUUUCUGACCAUUUAAUUGGAACCCGCUUCCUGUAAUGUAAUCCCAUUGAUCUUUGCCGUAACCUUAGUCAAUAUAGAAAGUGUUCGGAAGAGAGCCCUGAAGAGGAUAAAUAGCUGAGACGCUAUGACAUUCAGAAUUAAGUAGCAGGAAGGUGGAUUAUAGGCAGAUAUGGGAUUAUGCAUGUGUAAGGAAAAUAAUUAUGACUGGACAUCUCCUUUGCCAAGUGUCUUUCGUCAGCUACUCAUCUUGCAUUAGAGCGAGGAUAUGAGCAAAUCCAGAUCAGAGAUCAUGAGCAUAUUAUAGCAGAGUCUUCCAAAUGAGGUUAACUUGGAGGUUUGGCCAUAGAAGAAUGAGGGCUGCCAUGCAGAAGCAGAAAGACUUAUUAUAAUUUACUCUUUAUCCCAUAGAGAGUUUCUUGAAACACUCUGCUACCACAUAGGCCAAAUUAUGCGUCAACGAUCUGGCUGAUUCUCACUGAUAUUGUGGCAGGCUGACAUAAUGUUUUCUGUGAUAUUGAAGUCGAUGAUGGAAUCCUAUGAGAAUGGAACCCGCAAACUGUUGAGAAAUAGAGAGGGAUUAAAAAAAAAAAGACAUAGGCAAAUUACAGCCCCUAUUAUUUACAAAAUCCAAAAGGUCAGCAUGGAAGAGAAACUGUAAAUGUCUUGAUGCAUUUUGGAUCAGGAGGCUUGGGGAAAAAACAUACAGUUGGGCCAUCUAAAUGAAGUGUGAUGUCUGGUUGCUGUUAAAUCUAUGGUUGUCAUCCAUGAAAGCCACGAAGAAGUCUGGCAAAAUCCAGCUGCUUCUUACUAAGAUAAUCUGACCCAAAAAAAGGUGCAUAAAAAUGCCAGCAUCCUUCUUCUUCUCUCAAGCCUUUUGGCAUCAAAGACAUGGGGGGGUAAGUCGGUGGCAAGCUCAUUUUCAGAGAGUGAGGUGAAUUAAGCAGAACAGCUGGAUUUGCUUCUGAGAUACAAAGGCGGGGUUCAUCUCUAGAAAUGCACGUACCUUUACAAAUGGACAGUUUGUAAAGGGUGCUGUCAUGAGCAGAAGUCCCUCCCAUACCAUUAAUGUGAAGAAUAUCAUCUAAGUGAAUGCAACUGACAGAACAACACACAUCACACACAGUCCACUCUUGGCCAGAGUCCCAACAUACAAACUUCAAGGAGAUGUGUGGUACAGUGGUACCUUGAGUUACAAACGCCUCAGGUUACAAACGCUUCUGGUUACAAACUCCACUAACCCAGAAGAGUUACCUCAAGUUGAGAACUUUGCCCCGGGAUGAGAACGGAAAUCGUGUGCCGGCGGCACAGUGGGAGCAAGUGGCACCAUUAGCGAAAGCAGGCCUCUAGUUAAGAACAGUUUCAGGUUAAGAACAGACCACUGGAACGAAUUAGAUUCCUAACUAGAGGUACCACUCUACAACUCCAGCUCUGCAAAAUGGACAGAUUUAAGGUAGCAAAGUAGGGAGGUCUGCAACAGAUCCACACUUUUUGGGCUAAACAUUCAGGGUUUGUAAAAUACUUUUUUGCCCAAAUGAUGCACGACAUGCACCAGCCCUUCUGUCUUACUCACAGGCAGAUUAAGUGAGAGGGCUAAUUGGUUUAGGCAUUUAAGUUCCCCACCUUUCAGCACAAGUUCUCAGAGCAGCUUCCAAUGUAGAUAUAGACAACACUAAGAUAAAAUGAACAUUUCUAGGGGAAAAACAGCUUGACCAGCUAAAACCCACGUUGAAACAGAAUUCUAAAAAGCUGAGGUGAAAUUAAGAGACUUUUUCCUAGAGCUGAAAAACAACAGCAAACACUGUUUUAUCAACGCCUGCCAUUUAUGCCUGCCAAGCUUCUGCCACUAUUUUGCUUCUCAGUCAUAAACCUACCCUCUUAACAGAUUAUAUUUUAUUACUAUUAUUAAUUUUAUGCUUGGAUGAAACUGGGAGGAAAUAGUUUAUUAAUGCAGCAUACAGGACCUGUCCAAGACAUUUGGGCACCUGGGGUGAACCAUAAAAUUGCACCCCGUACCCCACCAGGGAAGAUGGGGUGAGCGAAGAUCUACAUCAGGAACCUUUUUCUGCCAAACCUUUUUCAGGUUCUUUGCCUAAAGAAUAAAAAAGAGUGAAUUAAAUUGAUAUCAUGUGAAUUGUUCUCAUGGCAAGAAAGCAAUGGAAAUAGUAUUUGCAAUAUCUAAUGGGCCCUAACUCAAUUUUCUGGUCUUGGUUCAUAGAAUCCUUGUUUUCAUUCUGCAAUACAUGUGAUAUGAUAAGUCACUGGCUUUGUUCCCCAGUCCUAGGGCAAUAAAUUAUACUGAAAGAAUUUUUGUAAAUUUAAUUUAUAGUAGGUUUGGCUUCACCCAAAUAUGGAUUGUUAUGUUUUGUUUUAGCAGUGAGCUUUAAUAUGUGAUGUAAUUUUUGAACAAGUUCCAUUAGUCAAAAUAUGUCCAAAUCAGUGUCCUAACAUAUUUAAGAAAUAAACACAACAGCCACGGGCACAAUUCACUCGUUGGUUCUCUUGCACAAGCCCCAUUGAAGUGAAUGGGAACCAAGCAGACCCAAUUUAUUUCCAUAGGGCUCCUGAAUUCUAUGAUUCUAUGGAAAACCUUCCUGGCAAUGUAAAACAACGUGUUAUGAUUAUAAUUAUAUUUGCUCCAGCUCUCUGCUCCAGCUCGAACAACUUCAGAUGAAUGAAACUACUGUAUGCUUAAAACUAGCUACAUUUCUCUUUUCAUUCAAAAGUUCAUAGUAGUUGUUGGAGGCUCAACUUAUCAUUAACAUAAAUCAAGGUGCACUUGCAUCUUCUUUGUCAAUGGGAAACUAGGUAGGAGAGUUGGGGCAGCAGACUGGGAGAGUAACCCAGUGGUAUUGAGGGCAGGCACAAAUUGAUCAAUAAUUAUGUGGAAUUUUUGGAGGAUACAGACUAUCUGGUUAUCUAGUUCCAUUUAAAGCUGGGUUCAGAUGCAGUUUGGGAACUGAAUAUUUUGUUGGGAGCCGUCCAGAUUGACUGGGGGAAUUUGUAUCUGCUUCUGCUUCUUGGUGGCUGGGUGUGAUCAUUCAGAGUUUUGGGGCAAAGUCUCAACAGUAUACUGAUGAUAUGCAGCACAACUUCCCUGUAACUUCUGAGUCAGGACAUGCAGUGCAUGAUCUGGACGAUUGUCUGGGCGCAGUGGUGGAGUUGAUGAAGGCCAAUAAGCUAUGCUUGAAUCUUGGGAAGACAUCUGUGGGUUGGUGGUUCCUGUGUCCAGGAGACCGGCCAGUUCUGGAUAGGGUUGCACUCUCUCUGAAAGAACAGGUUCAGAGUUUGGGGGUGCUCCUGAAUUCAUCUUUUUCACUGCAGGCUCAUGUAGCCUCAGGGCCUAGGAGUGCCUUUUAGCAGCUACAGAUGGUACGUCAACUAAGGCUAUUCUUGAACAAGGAUAGUGAUUCGUGCAUUGGUAACCUCAAGACUUGAUUAUAGCAAUGUGCUCUCUCUGGGCCUAUCCUUGUGCCUAGUCUGGAGGCUCCAGCUGGUGCAAAAUACUGCAGCUGGACCUCUUAGCCUGAAAAAGUUGGGAAACCCCUGUCUAAAUUUAAGAGCAAUUGUUUAAAAGCAAUGGACCUAGAUGCUUUCAUACACUGUGCAAAAUAUAUCACUCUUUUGAACUUUUAUGACCGUUCAAAUUAUCAAAUUAUGGAAAAGGGAAAGAAAACAAGUGUGUCUUUUCCAGUAAAGUACCACAAAUUAGCCUUGUGAUGUACCAGUUCUAGGAAUGUUAUUCUCCAAUAGCAAUGGGCUGUUUUUUAUGGUGCUUAUUUUAAUAUCUCCUGCUGAAAAUACAUUUCUAGCAAGAAAAUGGAUUGAUUGAACUUCAGUACACUUUCCAGGCACUACAUUUUUUUCACCUCAAUUUUACCAGGUCUUGAUUCAAAAACUAUUCAGGGAAAAAAAAUGCUGGAGUCAUAUAUUCCUAAUGAGACUUUGCUUUUCAGAAACUGGACAGUAUUAACUUAGAGGCCAGAUUUCCGCAUUACAUGAAUUGACAUUGGAAAAGACCUUUCUUAAGAGAGAAAGAGACUUUGUUGAGUCUAAAUGUUUUGGACUUGCACUGCAAGGUUUGUAUUUACAUCAGGUACCUUGCUGUUCUUAUACAAGAAAUUGCAGCAGUAAGUGAAAUUCUUCACCUGAGUUAUGUAAAAGCUCACCACAUUUCAAAACAUUUUAAAAACAAAUACAAACUUUAUUUAUUUAUUUAUUUAUUUAUUGGGGGGAGCUAUUCAGUAAGCCAAACCCACACAGAGACUCCAUUUCAUAGAUGCAUUGGUUGUGUUUGGACUGAAACAUAAUUUAGUGCUACAUGAACAAGUCUCAGGCUCAUGUGUUAACUCCUCCCCUCUCUUCCUCUGACACAGUUGUGAGGAGACUGGAGGAAACGAUGAGCAGUUAGUUGAAAAUAGAAAAGAACGCUUCCAAAUGAAUUUUGACUCUGGCUUGCUUGAAUAAACCAUAGUUAGAGCCAACCACAUCUGUGGUUCAGAUGAAAUGAUAAACUGUGGUAAGUUGAAAUUAGAAGAUCUUCAUGGGCCCAGGCCAGAAGUCCACAGAAGCAGAGUUAUCCAACAGCAACCCUGAGAAGAUGGAUCCACUCCAUGCUAUGUGGAACCACCGGCACCAAAGCCCACAUCUCCUUCUCUGAGGAGCCUCCUUUCCUAAUUUCAAAAUAUAUACAACUUCAAGAUAUACCAUAGUCUCAAGGAGCUAAUAAUUAUUAUGUGGCUCAUUUGUGCAUGUUUCCACUAUUCACUGUUGUGUUGCCGUUAAAUGAAGAUACACUUUCUUCUCUUUAACGUGGAGCGAGAAAAUUGAGUCCCAAUGCUCACCCUGGAAUUUACUUCUUAAGCAAACAGAUUCUGCAGGCAGAACCAUAACAAGAAAUGAAGCCAUUAUUUCAAAAAGAGUCAGAAUGAAAAAUUUCAGGUCAAAAAUAUAUUUGACACUUCGGCCGGUUUACCUUAAAGCGAGGGUAUUUCAAUCACAAGCACAUAGGGCAGGCUUCUUUUUAAGUAGAAAAACAUGACCAGGCCAUCAUCCGGAUUUUGAGCACGGUAUGUCCACUAUGAAGGAAAUUCCAGCUCGCUGAGGCUGAGGCAUUUGUUCCUGCAUCGCUUGUGCUAAGUGAUUUUCAUGUGAAGAGAAGGUCCUGCUUGUGUGAUGUUAUUCAUAUUUGCCUAACUCCUGUGUUUUCUUUUCUGGGUACACUUUCCAUUAGGAGGACAGACCACUAAAUUUAUCAUUCAUCUGUGGUCGAUGUCAAAUCAGGACAGAGACGUGGCGCAAGCGGAAACGCCUAGAAUGUUGCAUAAAUAA
This is a messenger RNA of Podarcis lilfordi (Lilford's wall lizard), 10128 nucleotides long. Lineage: Eukaryota; Metazoa; Chordata; Lepidosauria; Squamata; Lacertidae. The record is from the annotation of a GenBank genome assembly.